Messenger RNA from Drosophila yakuba, 1270 nucleotides. RefSeq lists its product as uncharacterized. The transcript is spliced from 3 exons. Gene Ontology annotation, cellular component: nucleus. NCBI's taxonomy places the organism in Eukaryota, Metazoa, Arthropoda, Insecta, Diptera, Drosophilidae. Gene Ontology annotation, biological process: transcription elongation by RNA polymerase II. Bases 49 to 1155 code for a protein of 368 amino acids. The record is from RefSeq and is a predicted model, not a curated record. Gene Ontology annotation, molecular function: transcription elongation factor activity.
AUCUUAACACGUUCAUACUAAAAUUUAAAGCAAAAUAACUGAGCUAAAAUGACCGAAAAUGUGGUUGCUGCUCCGCUUAGCCGAAUCCCGGGCACCAGCCAGGCGAAGGAGAAGCACAGCAAAGACCUAAAGACCCUCACUUAUCCGCAGCUGUUGGAGAUGAGAGAUAGGCAGUCGCACUUUCUGUCGUUCAAAAAGCGUCUGCAUCAACUGCCGGACAAGGGAAAGCGUCUUCAGGAGUCGUACGACAAAUUACUGGCCGAGAUCAAGAGACGGGAUGAAGUGGAGGAGGCAACUCGAAUGCUGAGCGGUCUCAACAUAGUCGAAAAGGGAAAAAUAGCUCUCAACAACCUGGAGUGGAAUGGCAGAAACACGGACGAGGGCGCCCAUGUGGACGACAUUCUGGACAGCGAUGACGAGGUAGAAAUGGAUCCCCUGAAGAUUAUAGCGCAGGGAACAAUGCACGAGAAGAAGGUCACGGUGAUUCCUCCGCCAACGAGUCUUAUUACGGCAGAGGAUAUGGUGGAUAUCGAGGAGUUUAAGAAACCAACCGACUCCCCAGAUUCGGCUUUGGCGGGGCAUAGUGACACCAGUUCCCUUCCUGCCGAGAUUGUAGAAAUAGACGCCGGCCAAGUGGCCGACAAGCUGAACAAGGAGCUUCCUCCCGAUCAGCAUGCCCUCUACCUCAUCGAUAAGACCGAAACAAAUGUGCAUACUUCUAGAGAAAAGUUUAUGCCAUUCCGCACCACCAAGUCCAAUGUCCACGAUCCCGACAAAGAGCGGGUGCGGAAAAAAGGCAAGCACUGGGAGAUAACGGCAGCAACUCCGCCACUCAUCCAGUACAAAGAGGCCCAGUUGGUGCCAUUGGCUGAGUCGGCUGCGUUACAGAUGGAUUACAUGCAACGAGUUAAGGAGGUUCGCAUUCAGCAGGCUGAACAGCGGUUGGCCCGGCUUAAAAGCUCGCGACUCGGACUUGGCCUGCCCGAGGAAUCCAUUAUAAAAACCAAGGAAUCCUUCCGCAACUACCGUGAUCCACAAGCUACAUUUUUAAUCGAAGGCAGGCAAAAAGCCAGCGAAGCGAAUGAAGUGCACGAUCCCACCAUUGAAGACAGAGGAGUAGCCGCCAGUGGCAUUCACUACACGGUGUUCGAGUAACUUGUGGGCAGAGCAUGAGAGAAAAUGCCUCUACUGCUAUUCGAUUUUCCAUAAACAUUGUAAGCUAUUUAUUCGCGUAGGCAACAAUUACUAAAUAAGACUGCAUACAUAACUA